Messenger RNA from Phytophthora nicotianae INRA-310, 324 nucleotides. RefSeq lists its product as hypothetical. NCBI's taxonomy places the organism in Eukaryota, Oomycota, Peronosporomycetes, Peronosporales, Peronosporaceae. The coding region runs from base 1 to 324 and encodes 107 amino acids. The record is from RefSeq and is a predicted model, not a curated record. The transcript has a single exon.
AUGCCCGACGCCAAUUUCCCCGACAAUGCUGACGUUCAAGCGUUCCUACGUGGCCCGUACGUGUCGAUGAAUACAAUUGGAGUGCACCAUUUUAAUGGAAAUGGUCACGCGAGGAACUACGCGGCCAAAUGGAUGUGCGAGCAGCAAGUGAACGCGUCGUUCACGCUGGAAACUGAGGGCAGAGCCCAGCAUGUAUACGUCUUCAAUGAAGACGUAUACACGCUGAUGAAGACGGUCUUCAUCACCAAGACGUGGACGUGGUUUGGAGAGCACCAAAAGAAACUGGUAGAGUAUAAAGAGGAACUGAAUCGCCUGUCGCGAUGA